Messenger RNA from Mercenaria mercenaria, 653 nucleotides. RefSeq lists its product as uncharacterized. The record is from RefSeq and is a predicted model, not a curated record. NCBI's taxonomy places the organism in Eukaryota, Metazoa, Mollusca, Bivalvia, Venerida, Veneridae. Bases 201 to 653 code for a protein of 150 amino acids. The transcript is spliced from 4 exons.
UCCGCUUGAAUGAUAUAGCGUUUCGUGUUUGCAACAGUCGUGACGUAUGGAGGAUAUAAAUUAACAAUGGUAAAUUUGCCGAUCGGCUUAUUAUUGGCAAAAUAAAUGCUUUUCAAAAUCUAGUCGAUCGAGGAAAUUAAAUGCUUUAUUUUCGAAAAGUUUCAGCGCAAUAAAUUGUUUUGUACUGUCAUAUCGUGCAAAUGGUAAUUUCAGAGACUCUUGAAUGUUACAAUUGUUCCAUCACUAGUGGUGAUGUAAAUGACUGUUUCAACACUACCCAAUGCCAAAACGGUCAGUCGUGCUAUAUGAAUUUAAAACAGAAAGGGAAUUCACCACAGUACACUCUAGGUUGCAUUAAUAAUCAGAUUUGUGGUUCUCCUUCUAGUGCAGUAGGUGAACUUAUUGGACGAGACCUCAUAGACCGUCAAACUCAAGACUGUCACGAAUGUUGCAGCACCGAUAACUGUAACAAACACCUAUGUGAACAUUUAAAACCUUCGUCAUGUAUUGACGAUGCAAAGGCGGAUUGUCCCUGGUUGAACUCAAUCUUCAACAUAUGCCAGGAUAUUCACAAUGCAAAAUCCGUUUGUCCAAAGUUCUGUGGACUCUGCUCAUUAGGUAGGUGUAUAUUUGAGUCCAUCUCGAAUUUGUAG